Messenger RNA from Podarcis lilfordi (Lilford's wall lizard), 300 nucleotides. NCBI's taxonomy places the organism in Eukaryota, Metazoa, Chordata, Lepidosauria, Squamata, Lacertidae. The record is from the annotation of a GenBank genome assembly.
AUGGGUGAUGGUUUCAUAGAAAAUGAGAUCAGUUACGUUACUAAAAGCUGUGACUGUAAGGGUCUGCUUCCUGCCAUGCAACGCAGCUUCUGGUCUGAAGAGAUCUUAUUUAGUAACUACAUACAGUAUGUGGCUGAAGAAACCCACCAUAACAUUUCUAUGUGCUUUGCUAUAAAAACUGUAGGGGCUUGGGAACUGGAAUGGAUUUUUAUACUAAGUCUUUACAGUAUUGAUCCUAGAAAGAGUUGCUUGAUUCUUGUGGAGCAUUUACAAGGAAAAUGUACAUUCUCUGCCAAAUGA